Molecule: messenger RNA, 495 nt
Organism: Mytilus trossulus (common blue mussel)
Lineage: Eukaryota; Metazoa; Mollusca; Bivalvia; Mytilida; Mytilidae
Product: E3 ubiquitin-protein ligase TRIM56-like
Exons: 1
Coding region: 1-495 (164 amino acids)
Molecular function (GO): zinc ion binding
Source: RefSeq, a predicted model, not a curated record
AUGGCUUCUAUAAAUCCAGAAAUUUCAAACGCGGAUCUGACAACAUGUCCCAUAUGUUUAGAACAAAUGACAGUUCCAAAGUGUUUGCCUUGCCUGCAUUCGUUUUGUGAAACAUGCAUUGUAGCCUAUUGUAAACACUUCACAGCUUCAUCUGGUAAUCAGCAGACAUUAGAAUGUCCAGUUUGUCGUUCAGUAUUAAAUUAUCCAAAACAGAAAGGAACCUCAAAAACAUUUUUAGUUUCUCCUGAAAAAUGGGUACAAGCACUUCCUUUAAACUUUCUCAUUGUUGAACUCCUAGAAAGAAAACAAUUUGAGAGCUCAAGCAAAACGUGUUUUUCUUGUGAACGACUUGGAGAAAAGUCUGAGGCUAAUAAUUUUUGUAAAGAUUGUGGAGACCUCUUAUGUGAAAUGUGCACUAAAUAUCACCAUGCUAACAAAUUAACAGCUACACAUAAUAUACAUCUGUUUACUGAGCUUUCAAGGGAUGAACUGUAA